AUGCGAUGCUGUCAAAGAUGUGACAUUUAUGGAGCGAAGCUAAUUGCAUGGUUUAGGGACGAAUCCUUCAACGCUGUCACCGGUCUCAACGGUUCCGGUAAAUCCAACAUCCUCGAUGCGAUCUGUUUCGUUCUCGGUAUCACGAACAUGUCCACCGUUCGCGCGCAAAACCUUCAAGACCUAAUCUACAAGCGCGGUCAAGCUGGUGUGACCAAGGCCAGUGUCACCAUCGUCUUUGACAAUCGCGACACGUCCAAAUCCCCAAUCGGAUUUGAAGAAUACGCCAACAUCUCCGUGACCCGACAGAUCGUUCUUGGCGGUACGAGCAAAUACCUGAUCAAUGGCCAUCGCGCGCAGCAACAGACUGUGCAGAACCUCUUUCAGAGUGUUCAGCUGAACAUCAACAACCCCAACUUCCUCAUUAUGCAGGGUCGCAUUACGAAAGUCCUGAACAUGAAGGCGGUUGAGAUUUUGUCAAUGAUCGAAGAAGCGGCUGGUACACGAAUGUUCGAAGACCGGAGGGAAAAAGCAAACAAGACAAUGAACAAGAAAGACGUGAAGCUGCGCGAGAUCGAAGAGCUUCUGAAGGAAGAGAUCGAGCCCAAGCUUGAGAAGCUCCGGUCCGAAAAGCGUGCAUUCCUCGACUUCCAACAAACACAAAAUGACCUUGAGCGGUUGACCCGCCUCGUUAUUGCCCAUGACUACGUGCGCGGCGGAGAGCGAUUACGAAUUGCAGGCGACGAGUGCGACAACAAGAGAGCCAAGGUUCAAGCGCUGGAAGACAAUGCCGCAAAGCUGAAGGGCGAAAUCGCCCACUUAGAAGAGGACGUGAAAUCGGUCCGGGCCGCGCGCGAUAAGGAACUGCGGAAGGGUGGUAAGUUCCAAGGUCUUGAAGAUGAAGUCAAGAAUCACUCGCACGAGCUGGUUCGAUUGACAACCGUCUUCGAUCUGAAAAACUCUAGCAUGGAGGAGGAGAAAGAGAAGGGCAAGAACAUUCAAAAGACCGUUAGCGAACUGGAGAAAGCUUUGAAGGAGAAGAGAAAGGUCUACGAGAGACUACAAGCCCAAUACGAUUCAGCCAAAUCCGAACUUGAUGCGCAAAAUGUCGAAGUCGAACAAAAAGAAGAGUUACUACAGACCUUGCAGACUGGUGUGGCCUCGAAGGAAGGACAGGAGAGCGGAUAUCAAGGACAACUCCAAGACGCCCGAAACCGCGCCAGCAACGCCGCUACGGAACAAGAACAAGCGAAGCUCAAGAUCACCAACUUUGAGAAGCGGAUCAGAGAGGAAGAGCCGCGCGCCAAAAAGGCCAAGGAGCAGAAUUCAGGCCUCCUGAAGGACUUGGAAGGCAUGAAAACCCAGGCUCAAAAGCUGGAGUCGGAGCUCUCUCGACUUGGUUUUGAGCCAGGCAAAGAGGAGCAAAUCUACCAAGAGCAGUCUGGACUGCAGCGCGAUAUCAGUGAUCUCCGCCAAAGGGCCGAUGGCUUGAGGAGGAAGGCUGCGAAUAUCGACUUCAACUACACCGAUCCCCACCCAAACUUUGAUCGUUCCAAGGUCAAAGGUCUGGUCGCGCAGCUGUUCACUCUCAAUAAGGACAAGGUGCAAUCUGCCACCGCUCUGGAGAUUUGUGCAGGUGGCCGUCUGUACAACGUAGUGGUUGAAAGCGCUGAAAUCGGUACCCAGCUGCUUCAAAACGGUAAGCUGCGCAAGCGUGUGACGAUCAUUCCUCUGAACAAGAUCUCCGCUUUCAAAGCUUCUGCAGAGAAGAUUGGAGCUGCACAAAAGCUUGCUCCCGGAAAGGUCGACCUGGCAUUGUCUUUGAUCGGCCACGACGAGGAAGUCCUUGCGGCUAUGAACUACGUUUUCGGCAAUACCCUGAUCGCCAAUGAUGCCGACACAGCCAAGAAGGUGACAUUCGAUCCUUCUGUCCGUAUGAAGAGUGUUACUCUCGACGGAGAUGUUUAUGAUCCCUCUGGAACGCUCUCUGGUGGAAGUUCACCCAAUUCUAGUGGUGUUCUUGUUACUUUGGGCAAGCUCAAUGAACUGACCAAGGAGUUGCGAAACAAGGAACGCCAGCUUGCUAUGCUGGAAGACAACAUGAAGAGGGAGAAGAAGAAGCUCGAUGCUGUUCGUUCGAUUAAGCAGGAGCUUGACCUCAAGACCCACGAGAUCAAGCUCACCGAAGAGCAGAUCAACAACAACUCGUCGUCGUCGAUCAUUCAAGCUGUUGAGGAGAUGAAGGCGAAUAUUGAGCAGCUCAAGAAAGACAUUGUUGACGCCAAGUCUCGCCAAACCGAAGCAUCCAAGGAUAUCAAACGAAUCGAGAAGGACAUGAGCGAAUUCAGCAACAACAAAGACAGCAAGUUAGCAGAGCUGCAAGCUUCAGUUGAUUCGCUCAAGAAGAGUCUCACCAACAAUUCAGCCUCGGUUAAAGAGCUACAGAAAGAGCUACAGUCCUCUCGCCUCGAUUCUGAGCAAUUUGGAAGCGACCUUUCCGCAGCCGAGGAACAGCUGACCGAGUCAAUCAAUACUCUGAAGGCGCAGCAGGAGGAAAUGGAUUCUCUCAAGCGAGAGCAAUCACGACUCAAGGAUGCCCACGAUAUUGUGCAAGCUCAGCUUGAAGAUGAGCGGGCUAAGCUCACCGGCUUCGACGAAGAAUUGCGGGAGCUCGAGGAAACUAUGAAGUCCAAGUCCUCGCAGAUCACCGAGGAAGGUUUGGAGAUGCAGAAGUUGGGCCACCAACUUGAGAAGCUGCAGAAAGACCAGCACACUGCCGCUCAGGCCGUUUCCCAUAUGGAGCAAGAGCAUGAGUGGAUUGCAGACGAGAAAGAGCACUUCGGCCGUGCCAACACACCUUACCACUUCCAGAAUCAGAACAUUGCCGAAUGCAAGUCGACGCUACGCAAUCUGACGGAACGUUCCCAGGGUAUGAAGAAGAAGAUCAAUCCUAAGGUCAUGAAUAUGAUCGAUAGUGUCGAGAAGAAGGAAGCUGCUCUGAAGAACAUGAUGAAAACGGUCACUCGCGACAAGCGCAAGAUCGAAGAGACCAUCACCAAUCUCAACGAGUAUAAGAAGGAGGCUCUUCACAAGACCUGGGUCAAGGUCAACAGCGACUUUGGACAGAUCUUCGCAGACAUUCUGCCAGGCAGUUUCGCCAAGCUGGAUCCUCCGGAAGGCAAGGAUAUUACCGAUGGUUUGGAGGUCAAGGUGUCUCUGGGCAAGGUCUGGAAGCAGAGUUUGACAGAGCUGAGUGGUGGACAGCGGUCCCUCAUCGCUUUGUCGCUCAUUAUGGCUUUGUUGCAAUUCAAGCCUGCACCUAUGUACAUUCUCGACGAGGUCGACGCUGCGCUGGAUCUUUCGCAUACUCAGAACAUCGGUCGUUUGAUCAAAACUCGUUUCAAGGGAUCUCAGUUCAUUGUCGUCUCCCUCAAGGACGGCAUGUUCCAAAACGCCAACCGCAUCUUCCGCACGCGGUUCAGCGAGGGUACCAGUAUUGUCCAGGCACUGACCCCCGCCGACAUGAAAUGA
Molecule: messenger RNA, 3528 nt
Organism: Penicillium atrosanguineum
Lineage: Eukaryota; Fungi; Ascomycota; Eurotiomycetes; Eurotiales; Aspergillaceae
Product: condensin subunit SMC2
Exons: 2
Coding region: 1-3528 (1175 amino acids)
Biological process (GO): chromosome organization
Cellular component (GO): chromosome
Molecular function (GO): protein binding; ATP hydrolysis activity; ATP binding
Source: RefSeq, a predicted model, not a curated record